AUGCCCGACGACUCAAAGGGGAAGGGAUUCCUCGAUACGGACGCCAAAACCUCCGCAUUACCCAAGAAGUCGCCAUUCGAGAAAGCGAAAGCCGAAGCCGAAGCUAAACGCGCCCGGGAAAAAGCCGAAACCGCCGCGGUUUAUGAAGAUUUCGUCAAAUCAUUCGAAGAGGAUACUUCGACGGCCUCCCGGGCCUCGGAUGGACGACUAGGUACAUUUGGAAACAGAGGUGGUGGGUUUGGAGGAGCGCGACCAUCGCGACACUUCUCAAGCUCCGUGACACGGACCAGUGGACCAGGGAGUCUACCACCUCCUUCUGGGCCUUUCGCACCGCGUGGGAACCAAAGAGGAUUUGGGGCUUCGCCACGUAACCGAGACUCGACACAAGGUAUUUUGGGAUACGACCAGCCAGGCCCAGGCCCACGACCGGCGUUUCGCAACACUUCGGAUGACGAAGAUGAUCGCAGGACAGAUGCGAGAGAGGCAGAGAAGGCUGCGGCUAGAUACACUCUUUGUCUCGAAUCGCUGCCGCUAGGAACAUCUCCCUUUGUGCUCAAGUCUCUGAUCCCAUCUUUCUUAAACGUGGACAAUGUCAACAUCCUCCGACCAACCAACCAACCACCCACCGAGCGCAAGUCCGCAGCCGCCAUCAUUACCCUCGCCAGUGAUACUCCGCUCUCCGAUGUAAAUAGCGCCAUCAGCAUGCUCGACAAGAAGUACCUUGGCAGGGGUCACUACCUGUCUAUCCACAAAGGCCAUUCCUCCGCCGCAAUUAAUUCAACUCUACCAGCGACUAUUGGCACAACUACGACCAAGUCACUCCCAUUUGGUGCAAAGACUAUUCAACCCACCUUUGGUGGAAGCCUGAACCGAGCUCCACCCCCAGGGCCUCAUCGAGGGUUUGCGCCUCCAGAUUCAUAUGGGCCCAAUCUUGGGAGAGGUGGAGGCUCUACACAGGUCGAAGUACAAGCACCAUCAGAUAUCAAGCAAUUGAGACUGAUACAUAAGACGCUGGAGAACCUCCUCAACUAUGGACCUGAAUUCGAGGCGUUGCUUAUGAGUCGACCAGAGGUGCAAAAGGGAGAGAAAUGGGCUUGGAUCUGGGAUGCCCGAAGUCCCGGUGGUGUCUACUACCGGUGGAAGCUGUGGCAAAUCAUCACCAACCCUCGGGCACACAGCAAAAGGAAAACUGGCGGCCCAAAGUCAUCUUUCAUUUUCGAAGGAGGGCCAACCUGGACUCCACCGGAGACGGAAAUCAAGUUUGAGUACACUACACGUCUGGAUGAAUUUGUAUCGGAAGAUGACUACAAUUCUUCCGAAGAGGAGAUGUCUGAUGGCGAGGAAGAGAGGCGUAACCUCGGAGGAGGGCCCCCUCCAGAGGGCACCAGUACGCAGAAUGACAGCCUGGGCUACAUGAAUCCCCUACAAAAAGCGAAGCUUACGCAUCUUCUUGCCCGUCUUCCGACCACACAGGCAAAGCUCCGGCGAGGCGAUGUCGCCCGGGUCACAGCCUUUGCCAUCAAACAUGCAGGCACCGGGGCGCGUGAGGUUGUCGACAUGAUCGUGCUCAACAUUCUUCAUCCAUUGGCAUAUACAGGGGCCAAUCCCGAGCGAGAAAUGGAGAAGGAUGCCGCGAGGCAGGAGGAGGGUGAUAAGGACAUGUCAAAUCCCUCGAAGCAGAAGAUCGACAUGUCCUCGGCCAAACUGGUUGGGCUCUACCUUAUUUCCGAUAUUCUCGCGUCGUCUGCCACGAGUGGAGUUCCCAAGGGAUGGCGAUAUCGGUCCCUGUUUGAGACUGCACUUCGGUCCCACAAGGUCUUUGAACACCUUGGCAGGCUCGAGAAAGAAUUGAAUUGGGGCAGACUCCGCGCUGAGAAAUGGAAGCGCAGCGUGGGCAGCCUCCUCCACCAAUGGGAAGGCUGGAGUAUUUUCCAGCCAGCGAACCAGGAACAUUUCCUAAAGGUGCUUGAACAGCCACCACUCACCGAAGAAGAGUCACAAAGGGAGCUGGAGAAGGCUGAAGCUGAACGGGCCGCUCAUUUGGCUUCUAAGAGCAAGAGCCGAUGGAAAACCGUUGAAGACGAUCCUGCAUCUGGGAAAUUUGACUCUGAUCGCCCUGUCGAUGCCGAGAGCCAGCCGCAUCCUCCGUCUGAAGCAGCUGCUACGGCGGAGGAUGAAUCCAUGAGUGACCUCGACGGCGUUCCCAUGGAAGACAGCGACUUGGAAAUGCUGGACGAUGACGGGGAACCCAUGGACGAAGAUGCGCCUCCGCUGGAUGAAGGCGAUGUACCGCCGUCGGUACCCGAUCAGCCUUUACAGCCUGAGCAGGAAGACGGGCACCAAGAAGAAGGAUCUCGGCGGCCACGCAGACCACGGCCCAAAGCUGAGGACAUGUUCGCAUCGGACUCGGAGUGA
Messenger RNA from Penicillium cataractarum, 2415 nucleotides. RefSeq names its product SWAP/Surp domain-containing protein. The record is from RefSeq and is a predicted model, not a curated record. Gene Ontology annotation, molecular function: RNA binding. Gene Ontology annotation, cellular component: nucleus. Lineage: Eukaryota; Fungi; Ascomycota; Eurotiomycetes; Eurotiales; Aspergillaceae. The transcript has a single exon. The coding region runs from base 1 to 2415 and encodes 804 amino acids. Gene Ontology annotation, biological process: RNA processing.